CAGACCCACUUUUUGGCAAUUUGCAUCGCCGCAUAUCGUGCAGAGAUCCACUUUUCAAGGCCAAAACAAAAAUACAGGACUGGUGUCUCCUUCUUCACAUGUCAAGGUCACUGCCGGUCGUACUUGCCGUUGUCGGGUUCCCCAUCUCAAGGGGGUUCUGAGGCUGUCCCGCUGUGUCACCAUGGAAGGACACAUUUUUCGAGCAUUUUGUUUGACCCUGCUCGUGGGCAGUGUCUUGCAGUGUUUUGCUUCUGAAUCAAGUGAAUCGACGAACACAGGACCCGAUUUCAUUGCGGUUAUCCCGAAAGAUGGACUGGAAGAAGAAAACGUGGAACGUGUCUUUUCCCUCGGACCCUCCGACACGCUCCAGGUCAUCGACGAAACCGCCAACGCUGUCUAUCUGCCCAGUGCGAGUGAGAGCACUGGCGAGAUUUUGUCGGGCGACUACACUGUCGCGUAUCGAUUUGCAAAUGGAUCUUGUGACUUCAGUCAGACCAUUGUUUUCAGGGAUGCAUUUCUGGGUUACCCAACACCGCUGUGGGUUCGGGAAGAGUCAAAACCGGCGAAGAGUGGCAAUGUAUCCCCAGGCGGAGCUGUGAAGUACACAUUCACGCAUCCGCCUGCAGAGUAUUUGGGUGGGGGUUUGAGUUUCUGUGUGCAAUUCAAGACAUUGCUUGCAACAGGAUCGGGUUCACAGUCCACCGUCUCCACAACGCCACCGCCUGCGACAUCUGACGCUGCAACACCAGACAUACCUCCGAAGCCGGAAGAACAGAAUAACCAGGAGCAAACCGAGGAAUCAGAUCAACAGGAUUCUCCAGUUGGAGGUGAGUCGGGGACCGACAAUUCAGUUCAACAGGAGGUGGAGGAAGGAGGAAAGAAUGACAAUGGCGAAUCCGGGGGGUCUCAUGACAGUGCCUCAGGUUCUGACAGUCAGUCAAACACCCAGAUACAACAACAACAACAAGCAGGCCAGGGCACUCAGAACCAAAAUCAGGAGAGUGCAGGAGGUCAAUCUACGACUACAGAACAACCAGGAGCCGCCCAAUAUCUCCAUCAUGACCAGGAAUUCGUGAAUGGCGAAACUGGAGACUACACAAGCAUUCAGUUGAGACGCCUCAGUGGAACGCCAGACAAAGAGGCAUACCUGACGAUUGUCGUGCACUCCGCGGCGUGGGGCUCGGCAAGUGGAAUGACUGCAUUAUCUGUUUCUCUUCUUGCGGUGGCUGCUGCGUCUCUGCUGAUCUAUUAA
This is a messenger RNA of Toxoplasma gondii ME49, 1252 nucleotides long. Its product is annotated as Toxoplasma gondii family A protein. The coding region runs from base 182 to 1252 and encodes 356 amino acids. NCBI's taxonomy places the organism in Eukaryota, Apicomplexa, Conoidasida, Eucoccidiorida, Sarcocystidae. The record is from RefSeq and is a predicted model, not a curated record. The transcript has a single exon.